Messenger RNA from Diachasma alloeum, 1741 nucleotides. Its product is annotated as phospholipase B1, membrane-associated. Gene Ontology annotation, molecular function: glycerophospholipase activity. The record is from RefSeq and is a predicted model, not a curated record. NCBI's taxonomy places the organism in Eukaryota, Metazoa, Arthropoda, Insecta, Hymenoptera, Braconidae. Gene Ontology annotation, biological process: phospholipid metabolic process. The coding region runs from base 226 to 1458 and encodes 410 amino acids. The transcript is spliced from 6 exons.
UCGCUCCGAGCAUCCGGUACGAUACAUUGUACAGCGCAGAAAUUACCUUCCGCAUAGAAAAAACAUUCAACUUUCAAUUUUGUUGUUAUCGUCUUUCGAAAUAAAAACCUUGUCAUCGGUCUAGGAAUCGAAAUCUCCGUGUUUCGAAUUUAUCCCACUACUUCUGUCCUCUGAAAUAUUCUCAAUUCUGAAUUUGCAACGUGAGAACUCUCAGAAUAAUCGGAAAUGUCGAAACUUCCGUUGACCGUGAUCUUGCUCUUAAUUAGCUGUACUUCACUCGUGACGACGCAAAGAACAUUUUUAGAUAAUCCUUACGGUGUUUAUCUAAUCCGGAGCCUCAGAAAUUGGAUGACGAACUCAAUUGGUAGCACUGGUGAUCAACAUGGAGACUUAUAUCGGGCAGCGCAGAAGCAAGGGAAGGUGCAGGAUCCCAUUCCGGAAAGCGUCCCAUUCCCCUGCAAUAUAACUGCCGGCCGCUCGGAGACCGUGCCAACAUCAGUCCACAAACUGAGACCAGGAGACAUCGACGUAAUCGGCGCAAUGGGGGACUCUCUAACAGCAGGAUUCGGCAUUUACGGUUCAGACAUGAUCACAAUAUUCAUUGAAAAUCGCGGCGCUUCGUCCCUCGGUGGUGGACAAGGUAGUUGGCGUGACACACUGACCAUUCCCAAUAUCCUAAAAGCCUUCAAUCCGAAACUUUUUGGGUAUUGCAAGAAGGAUGCAUGGAAUCAUCAGCCAGCAGCGGAGUUCAAUGUUGCUGAGAGUGCCUCAAUGUCCAGGGAUAUGCCCUUCAUGGCGGAGAUUUUGGCCCGCAGAAUGAAAAGUGACCCUCGGGUUGAUAUGAAAAAUCAUUGGAAACUUGUGAGCCUCUUCAACGGUGCUAAUGACUUCUGCUCGGACAUGUGCUGGAAUCCAUCAGCGAGUGAUACCAUAGAAAAUCACCGGAGAGAUUUGAUCAAAACAUUGAGAACCCUCAGGGAUAAUCUACCGAGAACCCUAGUAUCUGUCGUAUCGACUCCUCACAUAAAACCUUUGGUAGAUCAGAAGGGACGGUCGACGUUGUGCCAGCUAACAUAUGCAGCAGAGUGUUCAUGCCUAUCAGGUCGAGACUGGCAGCAUAGGAGGCAAGAAUUUUACGACAUCAUGUGGAGCUUCCAACAAGUCGAUGAAGAAGUAGCAGCUUAUCCCGAAUUCCAACGAGAAGACUUCUCUGUGGUUGCCCAACCACUUUUCGUCAAUUACACUUGGCCAACAUUACCCGAUGGUACCGCGGACUUUCGGUACAUGUCUGCUGAUUGUUUCCAUUUCAGUCAGCUCGGAAAUGAGAGAAUGACUUACUCCGUCUGGAGAAAUAUGCUGGAGCCAGUAGGAAGGAAAAGUCACUUCUGGACUGAUGUUGGAACCUUACCUUGUCCCACGGAAGAUCGACCCUAUAUUGCAACGUUGGGAAACAGUUGAAAAUUUUGUCUUUAGAUCAUUCCAAUCAUUUUAUUAAUUUUGGGCUGUUGCAAUAUUCGUGUGGACGAACGAAAAAUCCCAUCGCAACAGCAUAGGAAAAUACUAUUAUAUACAGAGCGUUGAUUGUAGAUGAAACAACUAAAAGAAAAAAGUGUUCAACUAAUUGUUAGUCACAUGCAACUUGAAUAGGAAAAAUAAUGUGUUUUACAUUGUCAAGGAUAAGAUGAGUGUGAAACUAUUUGAGGGAUCUCAUGACAGCAAAAAUAAAGAGCUAUUAUUGUAA